CUUCAACACUUCCUCCUCCUACUCCAUCACCCUCCCGCUCCACACCCCUUGAUCCCUCCGCUUCGUAGCUCUGUAUAGCGUACAAGCUCGCGGAAAGACUACGACCCCUACACGCCUCGUUCGUGACUCGAACACGGCCUAUACCACACGAAAGCAGGCUUGCGUUCCGCUCUUCUUUCCGGUCCGGCACCGCGACUAGCUAGUCUACUUGACGAGCGCAAAAGAUGGACGAGUUUGGAGGAAUGGGAGGGUCUGCCCCUCCUGAGGAGGACUUCUCACGGAUCCCGGUAGAGGAAAGACUGGCUCAUAAGAAUUGGAAAGCUCGGUCCUCCGCCUACGAGGAGCUCUCCAAGAAGUUCUCGACCACUGCCUACGAUAGCGACCCAGCCUUCCGACCCUAUACGCGCAAUCCAGAUCUACUCAAGGGAAUGCUCACAGAUGCAAAUGCAGUGGCUCAGGAGAAGGGAGUUGGGGCAGUGGUGGAGUUUGUCAAAUACGGCGGGAAGGCAGCUGGGAGCACUCGAGAGGCAGUGUUUCCUGCUGUCACCGAGAAAUGCCUCGGCUCUACAAGAGCUGGUACUAAGAAGGCUGCUCUGGAGCUUGCGUUGCUCUAUGCUGAGAACGAAGAUGUGAUGGGGUGCGAAGGCCUAGUGAACGACAUCCUUCCUGGUCUGUCAGCGAAGCAGCCCAAGCUCGUAGCUGCCUCGGUCACCGCCCUCGCUCAGCUCAUCAAAGAGUUCGGACCCAAGCAAGUCCGCCCGAAUCCGAUCAUGAAGAAGCUCCCCGACAUCUUCGCUCACUCCGACAAGACUGUACGAGCGGAAGCAUCUAUUCUCUCCCAAGAGCUUCAUCGCUACAUUGGCGCAGCUCUCACACCAACGAUUGAUUCACUCAAAGACAUCCAGGCCAAGGAGCUCAGGGCGCAAUUUGAGGAGAUCGACAGGACGAGCGAAGGCAAGCCUGUACCUCCGCGGAGUCUUCUCUCGCAGAGAGCUGCAGUGGAGGCAGCAGCAGCGGGCCCAUCGACAAGCUCUGGUGGCUCGAAAGCGCCAGGCGGCGCAUCUACGGCUGCAGAGGAUGCAGGGGAAUUUGAUCCCUACGAGCUUGCAGAAGCAGUGGAUCCAUUUGCUGCAAAGGCCUGGCCUCAGGACUUUGAUGAAGCAGUCAGAUCCAGUAAAUGGGCGGAGCGCAAGGACGCACUCGAGGCAGCCAAGGGAGUACUCAGCAGCAACAUCAAACUUCAGAGCACGCCCGCCUUCGACCCCUUCAUAGACGCUUGUCUAGAGCGGAUAAGGAAAGACGUCACUAUCCAUGUGUGGCUGAUGGCCUGCCAGUGUCUAGAGGCUGCUGCAAAGGGGCUGAGGGGGAGCUUCGCAAAGUAUCGAGAACAGGCAAUGCCGCUGCUUCUGGAGAAGCUGAAGGAGAAGAAGCCCGCUGCAGUCGAAGCCAUCAGUGGUGCAUUGGACGCGAUCUUCCAGACUGUGACUGUUAGCGAUGUCUUAGGAGACAUCCUCACCGCUACGAAGCACAAGAAUCCGGCAGUCAAGACAGAGUCCAUCCGGUUCCUUGUGCGCUGUCUUCGUACAACAGUGAAGCCGCCAGCGAAGGCUGACAUCAAGCCCGUCGCUGACGCGCUGGUGGCGGCUUGCUCUGACAGCUCGGGUGACGUACGAGACGCAGGACUCACAGGUCUGGGUACAUUGAUGAAGCUCAUCGGAGAGCGGCCAAUGAACCCCUACCUUGAGGAGCUGGACGACAUCAAGAAAGCUAGGGUACAAGAAGAAUUCAGCACUGCUCAGGUGAAGGUGAGGAUGGGUGGCGCCGCUCCGCCAGCCGCUCGCCCAGCCGCUGCUGCUCCAAGUGCCAAGCCUGUAGCCUCCAAGCCAGCUCCUCGAGUGGUUGCAAAGGCUCCCACCGCUGAGAAGGAGAAUGCUCCUCCGAUGGGGCUGGCAACGCCGGCUAAAUCUGCUGCUGCACCUCGGCCUCAGCCUCGGCCUGUCGCACGACCAGCAGCUCCGCCGACCUCAGCCGCCAGUAGACCUGCAGCCCUAGCCGCGAAAGCAGGAGCCAGCAAAGCUGCUGGUCCUUCGCGAGGCGUCGCAGGAGCACCAUCUGUCAACGAGCCAGUCAAGUUCCGGUUCAUGCCGGAAGAAGCCGAAGCAAAGGCCGCUCAACUUAUCCCUGCUGAGUUCACAGCCCAAUUGGCUGAUUCGAAUUGGAAGGAGAGGCUAGCAGGCAUUCAGGCCUUUGCGGCAUGGCUGGAUCGUGAAGCCGAGACAAUCGAGUCGGAGGUCAUCGUGAGGGCAUUGAGCAAGAAGCCAGGCUGGAAGGAGAGCAAUUUCCAGGUCGCAGCAGAGGUCUUCAAGGUCUUCCGCUUGCUUGCAGAGCAAUGCCCAACUUUCGGACGCGCCAGUGUUGCACUCACUGUACAACCUCUGGUAGACAAGCUUGGUGACAUCAAGCUCAAAGCUCCCGCAAACGAGACCCUGGGCGCCUAUUCUGAGAAGACGUCCUUCGGCUUCGUUCUCAAGCAGGCUCUUGGCCCUCUCGCUGCUCUGAAAGCUCCCAAGUCCAUUGCAGACUCUCUGACUUGGAUCGACACAGCUCUCCUAGAGUUUGGUCUGCAGGGCGUUGAUGUCAAAUCGUUAGUUGACCACCUGCUGGUAUGCCUCAAGUCCGCCAAUGCGGCUGUGAGGAACAAUGCCACGACCACGAUGGGUACCUUGGCUCGCUUCUUGGGCGUAGCGCUGAACACCUUCAUUGCGGACCUCAAUCCUCAACUGAAGACGACGAUUGAAGCCGAGAUCGGAAAAGCUGCAAGCAAUCCUCCACCACCGCCCACAAGGUUCAGCGCCGAGUUGAGACCAGUUGGAGGCGCUGCUGAUGACGUGGCAAUGAGCGGCGCCGAUGCCGCUGCUGAUGAGGAGGAUGCUUUGGAUGCUCUCAUUCCCAGGGUGGAUGUAGACAAGCUCUUGCCGUCUUCGGCCAUUGCCAGCAUGGGCGAUGCAAGCUGGAAGAUCCGCAAAGAGUCUCUUGAGGAAAUUCAGUCCAUCCUGGAGGCCAACACUCGUCUCAAGGGUACUUUAAGCGAUGUCACGCCGGCACUGAAACUUCGCUUUACGGACGCGAACGUCCAAUGCAAGACUCUGGCGCUUGAUAUUACUCUCAAGCUUGCAAAAGGUCUCGGCAAGGCAUUCGAACCGCAGACUAAGUCUUACACGGUGCCCGUGACCGGCUGUCUAUCAGAUGCGAAGGUUCCUGUGCGCCAGGCGGCUCUCGCAACGCUUACCACAAUUGCCGACGCUGUAGGUCCAGCUGCGAUGAUCAGUGGGUUUGCAAAUGCCCUUGAAAGUAAGGGUGCAAACCCUACGAUGAAGCAGGACCUCUUCACAUGGCUGUCAGAGAGGUUCGAAGCCAGUCCUCCGGACAAGUCGUAUGACUUGGCUCCCUUGGCUAUGCCUGCAGUGCAGUGUCUCGACGAUAAGCUGGCAGCUGUGAAGAAGGCCGCUCAGGCGACUUUGCCCUACAUUAUUCAACGAGCAGGCUACAAGUUUGUCGCAAGUCAAGCUGACGGUAUGAAGGUUGCCUCGAAGAACACUGUACAGCCCCUCAUCGAGCAGGCACGGGCUGCCGCUAGCGCUUUGGGACCCGCAAAGACAGCUGCUGCUCCCGCCGCUGCUCCGAUCAGCAGGGCGACUGUGCCUGGUGUGAAGAGAGUGGCCGCCUCGGCUGCUCCUGCCAGGCCCUCAUCUCCUGCAGCCCGAGCAAUGUCACCUGCCCCAGCUUCUCCUCGCGCCAACCCUUCGGCUGCCAGUCGAUCCGUCUCCGGCAUGCGUCCUCCGUCAGCUGCUACACGGCUCCUUCAACCCACAAGUGCGCCUCGCAGCGCUGCUGCACCGCCCUCUGGUCUCUCCAAGCCUGGCUUCAGCUCUCGUUUGGGUGCUGCCAAGAAAGCCGUUAUGGUGCCCGCCUCUGGCGCGACUUCGAGUUCGUAUGCCAGCGGUAGUGCUGGCGGUAUCCCCUUCUUGACUUCUGAUCCCAAGUUCAAGGCGAUCCGCGAGAGGAAAGACAACAGAGGCCAAUACUGGAUCAGUGCUGAGGGGACACCACGUCCUGAUCUCGUGGAGGUCCUACGGGCGCAGUGCGAAGGGCAACUCGGAGCUACCCUAAUCGAUCAGAUGUUCAGCAAGGAUCACAAUGCGGAGCGGGACUACCUCUCUGCCCUGGCACUCUUGUCCGAUUUUAUCUCAUCGCCUACCUUCGCCGAGGAAGAGCAUGGAGUCGCGCCUGCUCAAGCAGUGGCCAUGGUCGUCGCCAACAGCGACUUGAUCUUCAAGUAUAUCGCUAUUCGCCUCACGGACAACAACACGAGCAUCUCGCUCAAGUGCUUCGAUGUGCUCUUGCAGCUGAUGGAUCUUCUCCGAGCAGAGCAAUACAGGAUGGGAGACUACGAGGCCAACUCCAUUCUGCCAUGUCUGAUUGCGAAGUUUGGCGAUGCAAAGAUCGCGUUCCGAGAUCGCAUUCGAGACGCCUUCCGAAAGGUGACCUUCGUCUUCCCACCUAGCAAGCUGAUGACGCAAUAUUUGGACAAUGGUCUGCCUUCGAAGAAUGCACGCACAAGGUCCGAGUGCCUCGCGGAGCUGGGCUAUCUCUUCUCGAAGAAUGGAUUGCAGGUCUGCACGCCCUCGAAGACGCUGCCCGUCAUCGCGAAGCAGAUUUCAGACCGUGACACCAAUGUCCGUACCGCGGCUCUGCUGGCCCUCGGCGAGUGCUACAAGAUCGUAGGUGACGAUGUCUGGGCUUUGGUCGGCAAGCUGCCAGAGAAAGAGCUGUCCCUCCUCGAGGAGAGGCUGAAGAGGACUACCGUGUCUCGCUCGGGAGCUGCGACGCCCGCUUCGCCCCGGCCAAGUGUCACACCUCCGACGAAUGGUAAACCUGCGUCCGGGAUCCCUGGGAUGAAGUCACGGCUACCAAGCGCUACGAGUGGAAUUGCCCGCACCAUCCCUAGACCUUCCGCUGUUGCUACAAGCGUAGCCAGCCCGCCUGCUUCGCCUGCCCCGCAAAGGACGUUCUCGUCACGGAGCGAAAGCGCUCCUGAAGAGGUCCUUCCGACCGAUGACGUGGACCCAGAGCGCGAUGAUAGUCGUGAAGAGUACGAGGAUGGUCCUGACUUUGAGCAGACGAUCAACGAGAUCCUCAGCUCGGAGCCAGAGCGCAGCACGAUCGCUCUCAAAGCCAUCCACAACGAAAUGCAGGAGGAUGCUCGGCCCUUUGCUGCGCAUGCCGACCUACUGGCCAAUGUGCUAGCCAAGCAAUACUCACGGGCUUUCAAGGAUGUGCAACGAAGCGAGGUAGAAGAUGCGGCCUACACUCGACUAAAGAAGUACCUCAUCCAAGUCUCGUCUAGCCUCUUCGACGCUAAGAUGAAGUCUGAGGAUGGACACACGCUGGCUAGCUACAUCCAGAAGCAGGCUCUGGCUGCCCUGAUGACACAGAUGCUCCAACGCCUCAUUGACUCCUCUCACAGGUCGAAGGAAGACGAGGAAGCUCGUACCUAUGCCACGUACCUCAACAAGAUUGUCAUCCGUUGCUUUGGCUCUUGCAAUUUGAACGUCCUCUACUCGACGAGCUUUGCGAUGCUCACUGACGCAAGUGAGGACCUGAGGGAGCUCAGCGGCCCAAUGCUCAAGACGAGGGCCGACUUUGCAGAACUCAUCAUCAAGUGUCUGUGGAAGGUGGGGAGACGGCUGCCCGUCAGUCUGGCCGAAGAAGGCAUUGUUGAUCCCGCCCAGCUCAUGGCGGACAUGGAAGCUGUGCUGCAGCGCAUCCCGCCUACUGAGUGGAAGGCUAGACAUCAAGACGGGAUCCCUUUGUCGGAUCUGCCCUACCGGACGAUCAAGGUCAAUCUCUCGCAUCUGGUGCAGCGCUACGGGGAAGAAGUGCUGUCCCACUUGGACCAAUUGGAGAACCCAGAAGACACCUACAUCUACGGUCACCUUGUGCGGAUGCUCAAUCAGACCGACGGAGGCGGCAACGAUGGAGCCAACGAUGAGCUCGUUGACUCGGACGCUGCCGCCAACAGCAAGUCAUCCGCAUCUCUCGGCGCAGCAAGUCGCGCAGCCUCUGCCAACCACCUCAACGGUUCCUCCUCCAGCGGCUCCGCCUCUGCUCUUCCUUCUCAGGGGUCCCAAGACCUCGCCGACUCGGGCAUCAAUGCCGAGCUAAAGGACAUCUUUGAGCGCAUCUCCCAAAAAGAAAAGAGUCGCAAAGCCAUAAAGGACCUGUAUGAAUUCCAGAAGCGAUAUCCACACAAGGCCAAUUCGAUUGAAAGGAGUCUGCAGAGCACGGGACCCAUCUUCCAGAGGUACAUCAAGCGCGCGCUGGCCAAUCACGCUGCUGAGGAUGAAGGCGCGGAGCAGGCUGGUGAGGCUGGCAGUGGUAGCGCAAGUGCUAGUGCUAGUGCGCGUGGCACACCGAAUGGAGAGGAGCAUCAUGUCGAAGGCAACGGGGAAGCAGCGGCGGGAGCUGGGCUCAGUCGUCCCACUUCGACAACUGGCGAGGACAGCGCAACGGGUACCCCACGCAGGCCGUCCAGUCAUCUUCGUCAAACCUCCAGCAGCUAUGCGAAUGGCAGUGGUAGUACUCACGGCGCCAAUGCCAGCAUGAGCGGCACUGGAACCGGAGCGUCAGCGGGGGCCACGGAUGAUCGACUGGCACAAUUGAGGGCGAAGUUCUACAAUCGGACGCCCAGCAGUCCUUCUACCUCUGGGUCGGUUGCAGCCGCAGCAGGAGAGGCUACGACGACCGGCGUCGCCCCAAGCACGCCGGGUGGAGCGGCGAAUAUUAGUGAUGUUGAUUGAGAGAUGGAGAGCGGGAGGGAGGAGCUUCCACUCUACUGUCUUGUGCACUCGGUUUUUUUUUGUUCCCCCCUCACCCCUGCCUCUUCCUUUUUUCUUAUUCGUCUUCUUUUCCACUGUUAGUCUACUUCUCUGUUCCUUUCGCUUUUUUCUUUGUCAAUGUCAUCGUAUGAUCUCAGUCUUAUUCUCAC
Microstroma glucosiphilum is the source of this 7048-nucleotide messenger RNA. Its product is annotated as ARM repeat-containing protein. Bases 225 to 6860 code for a protein of 2211 amino acids. Lineage: Eukaryota; Fungi; Basidiomycota; Exobasidiomycetes; Microstromatales; Microstromataceae. Gene Ontology annotation, molecular function: microtubule plus-end binding; microtubule plus end polymerase activity. The transcript has 4 exons. Gene Ontology annotation, biological process: establishment or maintenance of microtubule cytoskeleton polarity; microtubule polymerization; mitotic spindle organization. The record is from RefSeq and is a predicted model, not a curated record. Gene Ontology annotation, cellular component: microtubule plus-end; kinetochore; spindle pole.